This is a messenger RNA of Cephus cinctus (wheat stem sawfly), 686 nucleotides long. RefSeq names its product dolichol-phosphate mannosyltransferase subunit 3 (gene Dpm3). Gene Ontology annotation, biological process: GPI anchor biosynthetic process. NCBI's taxonomy places the organism in Eukaryota, Metazoa, Arthropoda, Insecta, Hymenoptera, Cephidae. The transcript has 3 exons. The record is from RefSeq and is a predicted model, not a curated record. Gene Ontology annotation, cellular component: endoplasmic reticulum membrane; dolichol-phosphate-mannose synthase complex. Bases 165 to 452 code for a protein of 95 amino acids.
ACGAAAGCAUUAAGCAGCAGCAACGUGAAAGCUUAAAAACUUAAUUGAACCUACAAUAAAUAUAAUUUACAGAAAAUAUUAUUUUUAUAAAAUUAGCAGUACAUUCUCUAUCAUUUUUAUUGCAUUAUAAUUUUAUACGGAACUACAUAAAAUUCAUUGUAAAGAUGACAAAAUUAAUGGAGUGGCUCCUCUUCGCGACGACCUUCUUAGCGAUUUGGAUUGCUGCAUUAACUGGAAAUAUUCAUCCAUCCUUGGUCUCUGAAUGGAGGCCACUUAUUCUUCUAUUGCCAAUCAUCUCUUUGUUUCUGUUUGGUCUCUAUGCAGCCACUGUUGUUAUGUACCGUGUCUUCACUUUCAAUAACUGCGAAGAGGCUGCUAUAGAGUUACAACAGCAAAUCAAAGAAGCUAAAGCGUUUCUUAGAGAAAAAGGAAUCACUAUCAAGGAGAAUUAACAGUUUUGCAACUAUACUGAUUUCCAGAUGAAUCUGAGACUUUGCAUAGACAAGGGAGCAGGAUACCUCUAAAAGGAAAUACUGGUAAUCGUUGUAUCGUGUCGUUUAUUUCAGCGUUGAACUUCUUCCCUGUGAAUUGCAUUUUGUAUAAUCACACGUUGUUCUUUUACAACAUAUAAAUAUAUUUGUAUCCGCAAUAUAUAUAAUAUAUACGUGUCUUUAUAUAUAUAUAUA